AUGUUUAUUCCAAUUAUCUUUUCGGAUGUUUAUGUGUACAAUGACUCAAAUAAAUUAAUCGAUGAUUAUGAUGAUCAAACUGCUAACUUUGGACCAGCAUUUCCAGCAAAAGGCUUAAAAGGUUAUGUCACAACAACACACCCAGAAAAUGGAUGUAAAAAGAUAUUACCACCACCAAAAAUUCCAAUAGGGAUCUAUCAUUGGAUUGCACUAAUUCCUCGAACACGAGGAAAUGGUUCAUGCGAAUUUGCUGUGAAAGUACAAAACGCUCAAAAUGCAAAUUUUAGUGCUGUUAUUAUAUAUAAUUAUGAUGAUACAAUAAUCACUAUGGGUUCAUCUAAAAAAAAUAUUCGUUUACCAUCAACAUUGAUAACUCUUUCAAGUGGCUUAACAUUGAUAUCGCAUUAUUUGUAUAAUAAAACAACAGUAAAUUCAACCCCUAUAUAUCAUGUGAAUAUUAUUCCAGAGCAAGCAUAUCCAAUGACUGGUUAUUUAAUACCGAUUGCUUUAGUUGUUAUUUUUUCACUUCUUGCUUUUCUUGGUUUUAAAUUGGUAAAAUUGCAUUUACAACGACGUCGUACGCGUCGUCAUCGUUUACCAACAUCAGCACUCAAGCAAUUAAAAAUAAAAAAAUUUGUUAAAGGCGAUCCAUGGGAAGUAUGUGCAAUUUGUUUAGAUGAUUAUGUAGAUGGAGCAAAACUACGUAUAUUACCUUGCGGUCAUGCAUAUCAUAUGAAAUGUAUCGAUCCGUGGUUAACAAAUAAUCGACGGCAGUGUCCGGUGUGCAAACGUUAUGUAUUUCCCAAUCAUGAUAAUUCUGGUGAAGAAAAUAUUGGCUCUCCACAAGUAAGAACGCCAACCGAACAAACACCUUUGGUACACACUGCUGAUAAUGAUUCAAUAACAGAAAUAUCGAGUAGUCGACCGUUACUAUCUGAACGUCGAUUACUCAAUCCAUCAAGUAGAGGUGUCCGUAAUGUUUCUUUUGCAUCCGAUGAAUCAUCAGACAAUGUUGAAAAUUUAUCUUCAUCACAACGCCCAACAUCAGCCAAUCAAACAACAACGAUUGGACUUGCUUUCGAUAGACCGUCAUCAAAUUCUCGACGAUACGGUAGUAUAACUGACGAUUCUACAGCAUCACGUGUUGCUAAUUUUUUCGUUGGAUCAAUCAGUGGUGCAACAGAUGCUACAAAUAUGUCUUCACGUUCAAUAGUUGAAGAUGUAAGUGAUAUUGAAGCCACUAAUGAUGAUGGUGAAGCAGAGAUACAUCCGGCUAGAACUUAUUCAGAAGAAAAUCCGGCAUAUGUGAAUGAUGACGGAUCAUCAGUGAAUUCAAAUCAUGUCUAG
This is a messenger RNA of Rotaria socialis, 1347 nucleotides long. Lineage: Eukaryota; Metazoa; Rotifera; Eurotatoria; Philodinida; Philodinidae. The record is from the annotation of a GenBank genome assembly.